Molecule: messenger RNA, 1377 nt
Organism: Bufo bufo (common toad)
Lineage: Eukaryota; Metazoa; Chordata; Amphibia; Anura; Bufonidae
Gene: PAFAH2
Product: platelet activating factor acetylhydrolase 2
Exons: 10
Coding region: 100-1245 (381 amino acids)
Molecular function (GO): 1-alkyl-2-acetylglycerophosphocholine esterase activity
Source: RefSeq, a predicted model, not a curated record
GACGCCCUGUCCUCUGACCCGGGAAGUCCUUCCCUCUCGCCCACACUAACAAUGCCUCCCAGUUGGACUUUGCUUGACGUCCUUCUGACAUAGGAAAGCAUGGGAGGCGCGGGGUCCCUGAGGAUAGCCCCUGCCUCAGGGGCGCACCCGGUGGGCUGCACGGACAUCCUGGUGGGAGCCGGCAAGGAGGGCUGCUUCUUCCGGCUCUUCUACCCCUGCUCGGCUGCCCAGAAGACGCACCCUCCGUGGUGCCCUCGCCCCGAGUACCUGGCCGGGCUGCUCGGUCUCCGCGGAUGGAAGGGCAGAGCUGCCCAGGGCCUAGUCUCCUUUACGAUUGGUAACCCACAAAUUCCAGUAACAUGGAAUGGAAAGUUCUUGCCAGGUACAGACAGGAAACCGCUUGUCAUCUUCUCUCAUGGACUGAGGGCUUUUAGAGCUUUAUAUUCCUCUUUGUGUAUGGAACUGGCAUCCAAUGGUUUUCUGGUUGCCUCCGUUGAACACAGAGAUGGUUCUGCCUGUGCUACGUACCAUUUUUCAGAAGAAGAUGGCAGUACAAACCCUCAGGAGAUCUGGAUCCCAUAUAAAAAUCUGCAACCGGGAAUGAAAGAGUUUUAUCUCCGUAACUAUCAGGUUCAUCAAAGAGCAACUGAAUGUGUCAGAACUGUGCGACUUUUGCAGGAUGUGGAUGCAGGACAACGAGUGUCUAACAUCCUGGACUUCAGCCUGGAUACUUUGAAGGAUAGAAUAGACUUCAACAGAGUAGCUGUUAUGGGACACUCAUUUGGGGGAGCCACUGCCUUGCUUAGUUUGGUAAAGGACAAUAUUUUCCGGUGUGCAGUAGUUUUGGAUCCCUGGAUGUUUCCCCUAGAAGAUACUUGUUAUCGAAAUAUACAGAAACCAAUAUUAUUAAUCAAUACGGAAUCAUUUCAGACAAGAGAAAGUAUAGAGAAAAUAAAGAGGAUGAAUUCCGAGGGAGCUGAUCUGCAGUACAUGACUGUAAACGGUUGUAAACAUCUUAGUCAAAGUGACAUUGUCUUCCUGACUGGUUACCUGGCAAAGAUUCUAGGUCCACAAGGAACAAUGGAUCCAUAUCACUGUCUGAAGAUCCACGUUGCUUCUUCAUUAGAUUUUCUGCGCAAACACUUGGAUCUGCCGAUAUCUGUUCCCGACUUGGAAGAUCUGAGGGAAGUGAUUCAAGCUCAAGUCAUUUAUGGAUUUCCUUUAAUAAAUGACAGCAAAUUAUGAGUUGGACAUAGGAAGAUGGAAGUCUGUCUUUGGGACUGUUGCUAAGUCGACUGUGCCUGGAGCCUGAGAGAAUGGGGCUUUGUUGUGGGAUUCAGAGGCCCUGUAAUAAAUAAAGCACUGUUGAUGAAAGUA